Molecule: messenger RNA, 639 nt
Organism: Penicillium cinerascens
Lineage: Eukaryota; Fungi; Ascomycota; Eurotiomycetes; Eurotiales; Aspergillaceae
Exons: 2
Coding region: 1-639 (212 amino acids)
Source: RefSeq, a predicted model, not a curated record
AUGGUUCUGAAUCCGUUUCGACCGUGCGAGGGCUCGCCAACCUUUCAAGAAGAAUAUAGGGGCAGCUUCGUACCAACAGUUAUCAAAACAGGAUAUGGCCUCCAGGUUGUGGCACCGGAUACUCCAUACGUGGCAGCUGCCGGCCCAAACAAGUUAUACUUCAUCGACACCCGCUUCGAUGCCGAGACUGCAAAGCACGUGAAGGAACAAAUCGAGAAGGCAACUGUACCGAACCCGGAGGAGUAUGUCGCUAUAGACGAGAUUUCAGCUACGGCGGAAUUGAAAAACUCUUUGACCGGCGAAACGACAUUCGUGCACAACCCGGAGCUCAAACUGCCCGAGCAUGAGCCCGCCGGCGAUUGGCUAGUGACCUACGAUUUGGAAAAAACACUCACGGAGCGAUCUGAUAUGUUCUGCUACGAUUAUGGCUGUCACUCGAAUCAGGACUGCAUUCGGCAGACAUAUGGCAACUGUCGGGUUUGCCGCCGAUACAGGGUUGACAACGAGUGUGAGGAACCGAUGGUUAAUGCCAUCGGCGUGUGCCACCCACUCUGCUCGAAGGCUGUCGAUAUACCAAAGGAAGAUGGAGAGACGGACGCCAGCUACUAUGAACGGAUGGACAAGUUGCACUGGGCAUAA